Messenger RNA from Pararge aegeria (speckled wood butterfly), 1049 nucleotides. It is a transcript of the gene Tfb4, whose product is annotated as general transcription factor IIH subunit 3. NCBI's taxonomy places the organism in Eukaryota, Metazoa, Arthropoda, Insecta, Lepidoptera, Nymphalidae. Bases 144 to 1028 code for a protein of 294 amino acids. The record is from RefSeq and is a predicted model, not a curated record. Gene Ontology annotation, cellular component: transcription factor TFIIH holo complex; transcription factor TFIIH core complex. The transcript is spliced from 9 exons. Gene Ontology annotation, biological process: nucleotide-excision repair; regulation of DNA-templated transcription.
AAACACAGCUUAUAAAGCAACAAAUAAACAACUCUGGAAGGUUAGAAAAUCCGGUAGAGUUUUCUAAUUUCAUAUAAAAAUAUGAAUAUGCGUUAUUCUACGCAUAAAUUAUUGGUUUUCAAUUUGUAAGCUACUACACUACCAUGGAUAAAAUAAUAGAUGAUGAUACUCCUUCAGAUAGCAGUCUAUUGGUUAUAAUAGUGGACACCAAUCCAAAUCAGCGCUAUAUUACUGAAGAUCCAAAGGUACUGACAGGAUGCCUUGAUGCCAUUAUAGCAUUUGCUAAUUCACAUCUGAUGCAGAAAUCUAGGAACCAGUUAGCGGUAAUUGGGUGUCAUUUUCAUAAAAGUGAAUACUUAUACCCUUCUCCCGGGAAGCCUUUGGAUGUGCGGCAAAUUGACGGCCAAUAUGAACUAUUCACUCUUGUAGAAAAAACUAUCAAAAUGAGAUUAGUAAACUUAAUAAAAAGUCAGCCGCAGGAGGAGAGGCCAGGCGAGUCGCUUUUAGCUGGAGCUAUGGCCAUGGCACUCUGCUUUAUUACAAGGAUGCGCCGGCAAGCACCACCCGGCCUGCGCCAAAGCAGCCGGAUCCUAGUGGUGACGGGUAGCUCGGACACCGCUGCGCAGUACAUAAACUACAUGAACGUGUUCUUCACUGCGCAGAAGCAGCAGGUGUUGUUGGAUGUGUGCUCUCUAGACAAACAUCUCAGCCUUCUGCAGCAAGGAUGCGACAUCACAGGCGGCCUGUAUCUGAAGGUGCCUUCGCUCGAUGGACUACUGCAGUAUUUAUUGUGGGUGUUCCUACCGGAGGCGUGGGAGCGCAAGGAGCUGGUGCUGCCAGGUCGCGGGCGCGUGGACUACCGGGCCGCUUGCUUCUGCCACCGGGAACUGCUCACCAUCGGAUACGUGUGCUCCGUGUGCCUCAGCGUGUUCUGCAAAUUCAGUCCCAUAUGCACAACUUGUCAUACCGUCUUCAAAAUCGCUGGUCCGCUCGCCAUCAAACCAAAGAAGAAGAAAAUUAAAAUAUAAUAAUAAAAUUUAUUAUAAUUA